AUGAAUAUCAUAGCUUUGAUGCCAGCCACUGAAGCAUAUGAGGUUCUACUUAGGAAUUGGGGUGGUGAUGAUAAAGCGUAUUGUUGUGUUUGGGAGGAGGAUGCUCAACACAAAUUCAUAACUUUUAUACCUCCAAAUAUUCCAAAUAAACCGUCAUAUUAUUAUUGUUCCGGUUGUGCGACCUUUAAUGGUAUGGAACGAUUUCGUGCGGAUUUAAGAAAUGGUAUUCUUACUUAUCAAACGUUAGAUAAUACUACAACAUACUGGGUUAAUUUUGGCACCGAUUAUGCUUGGUCAGUUUUAGGUGGUUAUAACAAAGAUACCUGUUUCCACGUAUAUGGUACAGAACACAAAGCAGAACUUAAUGAAGCACCUUACGAAGAAUGUGAAAAAAUCAGAGAUUCAUAA
This is a messenger RNA of Funneliformis caledonium, 408 nucleotides long. Lineage: Eukaryota; Fungi; Glomeromycota; Glomeromycetes; Glomerales; Glomeraceae. The record is from the annotation of a GenBank genome assembly.